AUGGAACUCACCACAGACAAACUGACAAAUAUCAUCAAAGAUCGGCUGCAAGCAACCGAGGUGGAGGUCCAGGACAUGUCGGGCGGUUGUGGCCAGGCGUUUGCAGUGAUCAUCGUGAGCGACGUGUUUAAGGGAAAGAAUAAGUUGAUGAGACACAGAAUGGUGAACGGAGCAUUGAAGGAGGAGAUCGACAACAUCCACGCCUUCACGCAAAAGGUGUUUACGCAGGAAGAGUGGAACGAGCAAAAGAAAAUGUUUGGAGUGUAG
This is a messenger RNA of Ogataea philodendri, 267 nucleotides long. RefSeq lists its product as uncharacterized. Lineage: Eukaryota; Fungi; Ascomycota; Pichiomycetes; Pichiales; Pichiaceae. Gene Ontology annotation, molecular function: 2 iron, 2 sulfur cluster binding. The transcript has a single exon. The coding region runs from base 1 to 267 and encodes 88 amino acids. Gene Ontology annotation, cellular component: nucleus; cytosol. The record is from RefSeq and is a predicted model, not a curated record. Gene Ontology annotation, biological process: intracellular iron ion homeostasis.